AUGUCUCUCAAACUAGACACGGCAGCUACGCAAUUUACGAAGAGGUCAAUAUAUGGGAUAGGCCAUCGCCGAAACCCUGUUGUCACGAAAGAUGGGUAUCUAUACGACAAAGAAGCAAUCAUCAGUUAUAUUCUACAAAAGAAGAAGGAAAUUGCCAGGAAACUUAAAGAAUUUGAAAAACAGAAACAGAGAGCUAAGACUGAAGCUGAAGAAAUACAGAAGUUAGAAGAGCAAGAAAAAGUGAAGAAAUUUUCCAGUCGAACUCUUGAAGCUCCAUCCCUCAAAACAAAUCAACCAGGUACCAGUAGUCAAGCAUCUGUUUCUAACAUGAAGGAUGGAAAGCAUAAAGAAUUACCAAGUUUCUGGGUUCCUACACUCACCCCUGACGCUGGUCCAAAAAUCGAGAAGAAACCAGAUGAGAAGGUACGGUGUCCAAUGAGUGGCAAACCAAUCAAGCUGAAAGAUCUGAUAGACGUUAACUUCACAGAUAUUAAAGACAGAGAUACCAAAACGGCCCUUAUAAACAAACAGGCAAGAUAUGUGUGUGCAGUGACCAAUGAUGUUCUUGGUAAUUCAGUUCCAGCUGCCGUGUUACGAACAUCUGGAUGUGUAGUGACCAUGGAUUGUGUGGAGAAACUCAUCAAGAAAGACAUGUUGGAUCCUAUAAAUAGUAAAAAAAUGACAGAAAAAGAUAUCAUUGUACUACAGAGGGGAGCAUCGGGAUUCUCAGGGUCAGGACUUUCAUUGGAGGCAAAGAAAGAGGGCGCGGCAAUGCAGGCAUAAUGCAGGAUGAA
This is a messenger RNA of Ruditapes philippinarum (Manila clam), 794 nucleotides long. Its product is annotated as nitric oxide synthase-interacting protein-like. NCBI's taxonomy places the organism in Eukaryota, Metazoa, Mollusca, Bivalvia, Venerida, Veneridae. Gene Ontology annotation, cellular component: nucleus. Gene Ontology annotation, molecular function: ubiquitin protein ligase activity. The record is from RefSeq and is a predicted model, not a curated record. Bases 1 to 783 code for a protein of 260 amino acids. The transcript is spliced from 9 exons.